ACCUUACUUUUUGAACACACCUCGUAUAUAUAUAUGCCCUAAGGUAGUAGUGGGACGUAUAAAGUUUGACCUCCGCAAUCAAUAAAUCACAUUAAAAAGGGAUUUCCGAAAAAUGACAAAGGCAAAAGAUGACCAAAAGAUGACCAAAAGAUGACCCAUAAUUGUCCAUUGUCUGGUUGGUUUUCUUAAGACAAAAGAGUGUAUUUUUUCACCUUCAAAUUAUGGCUAAGAAAUAUAGUUAGUAAGUGGUCAAAAUGAACUUCUUUGCUAAUUGAAAAAUGAGGAAUAAUUCUUCUGGGUUUCCUUUUCUUUUAAAGACAGAAAUGAGCGACUUUAAAAGGAAUAUUGUUAGUACCCAAACUAAACUCCUUAAACUUAAAACAUUACUAAGAACUAGAUAACUCAAACCUCUAAAUAAUUCUAAUAAUUAACCCAUAAUUGUUUACGUUCUCCCUUUACCCCAUUAAGACAAGAAAUCAUAGCUUCCACCUUUACACUUGGUAACCAAAAUGAACACUUCCCCUUUAAUGGGUGAGAAGAAAGAAAAAAAAGGAAAACCUUUUUUGUAUCAUUUGGCUCUGGCUUUUCUCUCCAUUUUCUUCUGGGCCAGUCAGGUCUCAUCAUCCGCUCGACUUUGUUUUGCUUGCGCUUAUUUUUUUCUUUCUUUUCUUUCCAGCUUUUGGCUUGAUAUCCUUUUUGUCGCUUUAGCCAGAGUCCUUUUACUUCGCGUUUGCCUUUUACUAACCCAGACAGCUCCCACAUAGACAUAUAUGUAUGUAUGUAUGUAACUACAUAGCCUAGCAGCUACAUAUAUGUUUUUACAGCUGCCAAAAGGCUGGCUGCGCUUGGCUUCUUUGCAGCCGAGUGUUUUGUUUUUGGCUUCGUCAGCCAACUUUGGCUAUUGACAGACCUUGCCACCUCGCGUUCAUGUCCUUGCUAAAAACAUUUCGCUUUCAACGUUCAUUCCCUCCAGUCCAGGGGAAGCAUAGAAAGGAUGGAAUGUUAAGGAAAAAAAAAAUGGACAAAAUUUCAAGAUAUUUUGGUGUGGCCUACACUGCGUGCCCAAAGGCCAUAAUUAUCACGCGUUAACGUGGCGUAUACGAGAUUUUGUUUUUGGUUUAAAACUCUUAACCGAAAUUUAUGCUUUCGCUGUUGCUAAUUGUACAUUUUGUUCUUCUUGCUGUUGUGUUUAUAAUGUGAAAUUUAUUGUGUUUGUGCAUGUUUAUUAUCGCCUCGCCAUUACGUAUACGUAACACGCCCUCUCCACCCCCUCUAGCCAAACCCUCUUUAAACAUGUGCAUUUAUGUUUUACAGCGUCUGCAAAAAAUAUUAUCAAAAGUAAUAAAUGAAUAACAAAAUACAAAACAAACGCCAUCAAUAAUUCAUGGCGAAAAAAAAAAAACAACACAAACAGAAAUAACCAAAAAUAAAAGCUUGCGGCGCGUCGUUCUUUAAAUAUUUUAUAAAUUAAUUCAGCAAACAGCAUAAACGGAAUUAAAAACAAAAAAAAUAAAACCAACAAACAAACAAAAUUACAACAACAACAACAACAUAAACAUCAGGAAUUAAUGUAGUGCCUAAUGCAAUGUGUAAUAAAACCGAGUAGACCAGGCGGUGCAGCAGAUCAUUAAAUACCCGCAAAGCCCAGUUACAAAAGGGAGAAAUAUGAAAUAUAAAUUUAUAUUUAUUAUUGAAUAAAUAAGCAGAGUAAAUAUCACAUAUGCUAGCCGUGACAAACAAAUUGAAUUAUACACAAAAAAUUAAACAACAAAUACCCGUCGUCGUGUUAUGAAUGUUUGGCUAUUAAAGUGCUAACAACUUAAUUGGGGGUUACAAAGUGAUUUUGGCAACGAUUGAAUACCGAAAAGUCCAAGUGUGAUAUUGCAGCCGCGUAAAGUUUCAGAAACAGUAAAAAUUUGUGUAACUCGCAUACAGUAAAUUCGGAAGCGGAUAUCAAAGCAGCAGUUCCAGAAAUAACCCAACAUGUUGGCCUUUCACAACGAACACAUAGCCAGUUGCGCUUUUCUGACAUAUUUCAGUCCGGAGACCUCUGCCACGCCAGCCACGUCGCCGACAACGGGAGCCCAGGCUACGCUACACAAUGACAAGCAGUCCAUAGCAGGGGUUACCGCCUAUCCAUGUGGCGCUUUGAACGUGCGGCGCUUGCGCUGGCAGCAAAAUCCACAAUCCCUUGGAUAUCCUUACCCACGUCUCCAGCUGCAACGCCAUCAACAGCCAUCGCUUCGAAAUCAGCCAUCAAGUUCCGGCCGCCUCUGUUUGAGCAGCAGCAACAGCAGCCGCCACAAUUUGCGCGAUUUCUGCAAAACUCAGGCAAUUUGCUAACAGCAAUUGCAUUCCGCUGCCAGCGAUGCAAGUGCCACUUCAGCAACAACAACAUCAUCAUCAACAACAUCAUUAAGAAAUCCAACAUCAAGCAAUCCUGGAACAAUAUUAAGCACAGCAGGUCAACUUCUGCAAACGCACAAAUUGCAAAUGCAACUGCAGCCAUUACAGCAAUUGCCGGGCCAAAUUAGUCACUCGAAAUUGGUAGGUGACUAACAGUCUAAGCCAGAAAAAAACCGAUAAAUUAGUAGGUUUAGUCAUAGUUAAAAUGGGAAGUAAGAGAAAAUAUUCAAAUUGCUAAAUUCAUGAUUCCUUAAAACAAUUUGGCCACAAAAUUAUUCAAAAAUUAUCAUUUUUACAAGGCGGCAUCAUUUUACUCUCUGAUAUCUUUCGCAGAUAGUAAAGACAAAUUAUGAGGAAUUUUUCUUAGUAUAUGAUACUAAAAGUAAUAUAAUUUUCUAUUUAAAACUAAUAUAAUUUUAUAGUAUUUUUCACAAUUUUAUUGAACUUUUUGAUCAAAGAAAUAUUACAAAAUUAUUCUAAGGCAUUUAGAUUUUAAACUUAUUUAGAUAAUGAAAUGGGAGUGACCCUUAACUUAGUCUUAACAGUCAGACUAGUUUCGAUUCUAUUCUUCUAUUUAAGUGGCCAAAAUCCCGAAACAUUAUAAAUAGACAAUCGAGCGAACAAAUGCCAAAAAUUUUGACAUUUCUAUCAGUGUUCUGCGAAAUGAU
Messenger RNA from Drosophila eugracilis, 3074 nucleotides. RefSeq lists its product as uncharacterized. NCBI's taxonomy places the organism in Eukaryota, Metazoa, Arthropoda, Insecta, Diptera, Drosophilidae. The record is from RefSeq and is a predicted model, not a curated record. The transcript is spliced from 4 exons. Bases 1984 to 2343 code for a protein of 119 amino acids.